This is a messenger RNA of Betta splendens (Siamese fighting fish), 659 nucleotides long. RefSeq names its product retinol binding protein 7b, cellular (gene rbp7b). The coding region runs from base 68 to 475 and encodes 135 amino acids. The transcript is spliced from 4 exons. Gene Ontology annotation, biological process: fatty acid transport. Gene Ontology annotation, cellular component: nucleus; cytosol. Lineage: Eukaryota; Metazoa; Chordata; Actinopteri; Anabantiformes; Osphronemidae. The record is from RefSeq and is a predicted model, not a curated record. Gene Ontology annotation, molecular function: fatty acid binding.
AAGAGCUUAAAAUCUGUUGCUUCCCGAUGCUCAUGCACACAUUGCUCCAGAGAGUCUCACAACCAAGAUGCCUGUUGACUAUAGUGGAACCUGGGACAUUGUCAGCAAUGUCAACUUUGAAGGAUACAUGGUUGCUCUGGGCAUUGACUUUGCAACACGCAAGAUCGCCUCAGUGUUGAAACCCCAGAAGGUGAUAGAGCAAAAGGGCGACUGUUUCACAAUCAAGACUUUCACCACGUUUAAAAACUACGAUGUGUCAUUCAAAGUCGGAGAAGAGUUCAAAGAGGUUACUAAGGGCUUGGACAACCGGCUGUGCCAGACUGUGGUCAACUGGGACAAUGACAAGCUUGUGUGUGUUCAGAAAGGGGAGAAAAAGAAUCGAGGGUGGACUCACUGGAUUCAGGAUGGAGAACUGCAUCUGGAACUCUUCUGUGGGGAGCAGGUCUGCAAUCAAGUUUAUAAAAGAACACUGUGAUGUAGUAGACCAUUACUAGGUUGUCUCAGUUAAAACUAUUUGCAUGAAACAGACAAAGCCUGUUAGUGAUAAAGGACAUUUUCAUAUCCUGUUUUUUCUUUUUAAUGAAACAUCCAGAUAAAUAUAAUUUUGCAUAAGUACACUAAUUAACAAAUAAAUAAAAGUAUUCAUUCUUCAAAACCGA